AGGCGCUUGUGGAAAGUGGCACUGGCUUGGGCGCGUGAUUGUACCCAUCUCUUCCGACCCGAGAGGGAGAGGUAGCGCGGCCCAAUUCAAGCUUACUUGCUACCACCAUCUUCUGUGCUCGAAGUUCGUACUGACCAUCGCAGCCUGUGGGAGCAGGAAAUAACGAGUGCAAUCAUCCGACAGACGUAGCGGUACGCUGAUCCCACAGAACACACAUCGGCUACCCCACCUCGGGCUUAGGAGUCACACUAUGGCUGCACCUCGCAGACCUACCGUAGAAGAAGAGGAUCUAGACGAUUUGGAUGAUGUCCUGGAACAGUUCAGCGCGCCACCACCAAAGCCCGCAGCCAAACCCGCCCCCGCCCCCGCAUCCACCUCCUCAUCACAAACGCCAAUCGCCACGGAUGCGCAGCCCAGCGCCCCAAAAGCCGUCGAUCCAUUCGGGCUCGGGGGCCUAGACGCGGACUUCGCGGCGGAGCUCACGCGGGGCAUGGAGUCCCUGUUCAAGGACAUAGCGGGCGGCGCGGGGCUGGACGGCAUCCCGGACCUGUCGGAGGCGGAGGACGGCACGACGGACGAGGAGCGCGCGAAGGCGUUCAAGGCGGCGUGGGAGGCGAUGCUCGUGGAGGGCAUGGAUGGCGCGAUGUCGGCGGAGGACGUCGGGUUGGACAAGGGGAAGGCCGCGGAGGGCGCUGCGCCGGGUGUGGGUGCGCCGACGGACUCGUUCCAGGAGAAUAUCCGGAAAGCUAUGGAGCGGAUGAAGGAGAGCGAUCGGAAGGCGGAUGAAGCCACCUCGAGUGGGGACGGCCUGGACGACAUCUUCAGUAAACUCGGGGACGGGGUCAACGGCAUGGAGUCGGAAGAGGAGCUCCAGGGCCUUCUGGAGAACAUGAUGUCCCAGCUCAUGAGCAAGGCGGUCCUAUAUGAGCCGCUGAAGGAGCUGAGCGACAAGUUCCCCUCAUACCUGAAGGAUAAUGCAGCGACGCUCAGCGACGAAGACAAGACACGCUUCGCCGCACAGUCCAAGGUGGUCGCCCAGAUCGUGGCAACGUUCGAGGACCCGAGCUAUACAGAAGACGACCCGGUAAAGGGACUGAAGAUCGUGGAGCUCAUGCAAGAGAUGCAAGAGCACGGCUCGCCUCCCGCCGAGAUAAUGGGGCCUCUUCCCCCGGGGUUCGACCUCGGGGCGGAUGGGCUACCGAAGGUACCAGAGGGGUGUACUAUUGCGUGAACCGAGGCGUCGCGGCGAUACCCGAGCAACUACGAACCGGCAGACAUCGUGUAUGAUUGGUGUAGGAACAACAGUACAGCGAACAUGGCUAAUGCUUCC
Messenger RNA from Trametes versicolor FP-101664 SS1, 1330 nucleotides. RefSeq names its product Pex19-domain-containing protein. Gene Ontology annotation, biological process: protein import into peroxisome membrane. Gene Ontology annotation, cellular component: peroxisomal membrane; peroxisome. The record is from RefSeq and is a predicted model, not a curated record. The coding region runs from base 251 to 1231 and encodes 326 amino acids. The transcript has 5 exons. Lineage: Eukaryota; Fungi; Basidiomycota; Agaricomycetes; Polyporales; Polyporaceae.